UUGCCAUACCCCCUGCGAAAAAAACCAAUAGAAAAGCAGAGCCUCUUGAAAAGCUCUGCCGUUCUGAGUUCGAGAGAGCUAAGAAGAAGAAGAGAGGAGAUCGUCGAGGCAAGCAGAGGAGCUCCGCCGCUGGCAACCAUGGACGCUAAGAAACACGUAGCCAAUUUCGGCGCCGGACCAGCGAAGCUCCCACGAUCGGUCCUGUUGGAAGCCCAGAAAGAAUUGGUGGAUUAUAAAGGCCUUGGUAUUAGUGUCCUUGAAAUGAGUCACAGAACAUCUGAUUUUUCAAAAAUCAUCAAAGCCGCUGAAAACUGCUUACGUGAACUCCUCAAUAUACCAGAAAAUUACAAAGUGAUAUUUCUCCAAGGUGGUGGAUCUGGCCAAUUCAGUGGCAUUCCACUUAAUCUCAUUGGGCUUAAAGAAGCCAGAUGUGCUGAUUACGUGGUUACAGGAGCUUGGUCAGCCAAGGCAGCAAAAGAGGCAGAGAAAUAUGCAAAGGUGAACCUUGUGCAUCCCAAGCUUUCAAGUUACACAAAAAUCCCUGACCCAAGCACUUGGAACCUUAAUCCCGAUUCCUCUUAUAUCUAUUAUUGUGCUAACGAGACUGUUCAUGGUGUGGAGUUUGACUUUGUACCUGAUGUUGGUAAAGCAGUUAUAGUUUGUGAUAUGUCAUCAAACUUCCUCUCCAAACCAGUGGAUGUUUCAAAGUUUGGUGUCAUUUUUGCUGGUGCCCAAAAAAAUAUUGGUUGUGCCGGAGUCACAGUGGUAAUAGUGCGUGAGGAUUUACUUGGCUAUGCUCUGAAAGAGUGCCCCAUUGUGUUGGAAUACAAAGUGCAAGUAGAAAACUCUUCGUUAUACAACACACCUCCAUGCUACAGUAUCUACAUCAUGGGCUUGGUCUUGGAGUGGAUAAAAAACAAUGGUGGUGUUAUGGCUAUGGAUAAACUCAGCCAAAUUAAAUCACAAAUGAUUUAUGAUAUUAUCGACAAAUCUAAUGGAUUCUAUGUAUGCCCUGUGGAAAAAAAGAGCAGAAGCAGAAUGAAUGUUCCCUUCCGGAUUGGCAGCAUUAAGGGUGAUGAAGCUCUAGAAAAAGAAUUCCUUGAAAAAGCUGUAGAAAACAACAUGAUAUCCCUGAAAGGUCACAGAUCUGUGGGAGGAAUUCGGGCAUCUUUGUAUAAUGCGGUGACGAUCGAAGAUGUGGAGAAGCUGGCAACAUUGAUGAAUAGCUUCAUGAAGCUGCAUUCAUAACAAACUAAAGUAGAUGAUGUUGUGGUGAACCGCCUUUGAAACAAACCAGCAAAGAAUUAGUAACUAGAAAAAAGUUAAUACAAAAUAUUCCAUGGCAUUAUAUUUUUGAAACAAAGAUAUUGAUAUUUUUUUCUGGCCAGUCAAAUUUGCAUAGCAGUUUUGGCUGACUUGCAGAUUUCACCCUAAAACCAGUGCUUGUUAAUGUGACUGUAUAGUGAUCCAUAAAAGGAUUGCUAAGAUUUUAAUUUUUAAACAGAUCAUAUCGAUUAUAAGAUACCAAGAAUUAUCUGAAACAUACAGUCUUCGUGUCACACACAAUCCAAUCUUGUACAGAAUAUAUUUAAGUAUACUUUGUUACAUUUUCCCGACAUUUGUUUCUAUCUUGGUUUAUUUAAUUUGAAGUCUAAAUCUUCAGAAAGACUGCCAUAAGCUUGAACUGUCCACUUUUUCAAUGUCUGAUCAUUCCAAGUCCAUAUGACUAAAAGUGCCUAAAGACAUUGCUGCCAAUUAUGCAGACCACAGGCCUCAAUCUGGCAAAUAUUUUGAAACAAUAUGCUAAUGAGCUGAAGGCCUGGCUCAAUUGUUAUUUUCUAACUGUUAGCAUAUAGUUAACUAUACCAAGGUGGAGGAUUUUUUUUAACUUUUAAAAUAGUACAUUUAAAUCAUUUUAGCAAUCUUAUGUUCUCAACACAAAAGUAACAUUUCUUUUCCUACCCUUUUCCCUUUUGAAGUCAACAUUACUUUAAUGUUUUUAUAAAACCGAAUUGAUCUCUUAUUGCAGUCAGAUGUAUAACUUUUUUUGGAUCAGAUGUAUAAUUUGGCUUUUUCAGAAAAGGCAGCUUCAGUAAACUGGGAUUAAGUAUAUAUUCUACACACUCAAUUCAUAAAAUUAAAUUUAAAAAAUUGGAAGGAGUCCAACUCCCUUCCCACUCCAGAGUUCCUGUCCUCAGCCCUGCAUGUCUCCAUCUAGGAGAAUUGGUUCCUUUGAAACAACUCAUAUUCUUUAUUUUUGAAUGUCAUCUUCAUAUAUUGUGAUCUUCAUACAUUCUCCAUAUUUACACCCUCAAUCCAAUUAUCUCACCUGUCCAAUAAUGUUUCUCUUUAAAAAAAAAAGGAAAACAAUUAGAAUCUCAUAAUUAAUGCAGAAUUUUAUUGCAUUUGAUAUGGGUUCAGAAUUAUAUUUGGCCAUAUGUUGUGUCCUGGGAGAAGCAUUGAGAAUUAUAUGAAGGUGGGGAAAGUGUCCAUCUGCAGAGUAAGCUAUAUUGUUCUUAAUUCCAACCAUUUUUAAUCAGAUGUUAUUCACUGUCCAAUCACAUCUAGAUUUAAAAGCAUUACAUUUUGAGAGAUCUGUCUUCCUCAGUAUCUGCAUGUCCUGUUAUGAUAGUUGAUGUACUUUGGGUCUUUCUAUUACAAAGUGUCAUCUGAUAUCAUGAUGCUUGACAUCUGGAACAACAUCCCCCUCCUUGGGAUUUGUAUUUGUCUUGUUCAAACCUGGUUCUUCAAAUGUGGCAUUUCACCCAGCUUUGAAUUAAGUUGGGUAGCAGGCUCUUUUGAUGAGCUGUUGUUUUUACUCUUUCCAGAUACAUGCAAUUUUAUUUUCUUAGUGUUGUUAAUUUGCUUUUAAUAUUGUAUGUUGCUCAGAGUCACUAUGAGAUCAGUCAACAUUGCAAAUAGGAUAAAUACGUUUUAAAUAAGAAUUGGCUACUUUAGCUUAAUACUAAAAUUGCUUAGGAUUCCUUCAGAAGCUGCAUUGCA
Molecule: messenger RNA, 3003 nt
Organism: Notechis scutatus (mainland tiger snake)
Lineage: Eukaryota; Metazoa; Chordata; Lepidosauria; Squamata; Elapidae
Gene: PSAT1
Product: phosphoserine aminotransferase 1
Biological process (GO): L-serine biosynthetic process
Cellular component (GO): cytoplasm
Molecular function (GO): pyridoxal phosphate binding; O-phospho-L-serine:2-oxoglutarate transaminase activity
Source: RefSeq, a predicted model, not a curated record